Molecule: messenger RNA, 1029 nt
Organism: Zasmidium cellare ATCC 36951
Lineage: Eukaryota; Fungi; Ascomycota; Dothideomycetes; Mycosphaerellales; Mycosphaerellaceae
Exons: 3
Coding region: 1-1029 (342 amino acids)
Molecular function (GO): oxidoreductase activity
Source: RefSeq, a predicted model, not a curated record
AUGUCCAACCAGGCGUGGCAGAUCACAGCACCAGGCACUCUUUCCCUCGUCACCCUCCCGUCCAUCCCCUCACCAGGCCUGAAUCAAGCCUUGAUCCGCAUUCAAGCGGUAUCACUCAACUACCGCGACGUCCUCGUCGUCGACCACAAUCCGUCUUAUCCAGUCCCAGCGAAAGCGAACCUCACGCCAUGCAGUGACGGUGCGGGUGUGAUUGAGAAAGCAGGUCCUGGCUCCAAAUGGAAGAAGGGCGAUCGUGUUUUCGUCCAUCCAAACACCUGGAAAUCGGGCAAAGAGCCGAGAGAUUUCGACAUCCGUCUUACCAUGGGCGGUGGUGGAACCGACGGUACUUUGCGACGCUAUGUCGUAUGGGAUGAUGACCGAAUUGUCAAGGCGCCUGACAAUCUAUCAAUCGAGGAGGUUGCUACACUCUAUACAGCCGGAGCGACAGCGUGGAAUGCACUCUUCCACGGCAGGCUGAAGCUGGAGCCGGGAAUGUCAGUUCUCACCCAAGGCACCGGCGGCGUGAGCUGCUUCGCUAUCCAGCUCGCAUCGGCCCUUGGAGCGACUGUAGUCGCAACAUCGUCGUCCGAUGAGAAGCUUGAAGUUGCGAAGAAGCUGGGAGCAGCCCAUCUAAUUAAUUACAGUGCUCAUCCAGAUUGGGCAGCAGAGGUCCUCAAAGCAACAGAUGACAACGGCGUCGACAUUACGGUAGAAGUGGUUGGUGCACAAAGUAUCCGACAAAGCAUCCAAGCAACUCGCCAAGCUGGUCUUAUAUCAUUGGUCGGCAUGUUGUCCAAGGAUCCUCACCAACCAGUGGACAUUAUGCAUCCGCUGCUGUUCAAGGCGCAGACCAUCCAAGCGUUCCUCGGCGCUGGUAGCAAGCAAAUGUCGGAUGAACUGUCGGCUUUUGUAGAAAAGCACAACAUUCAUCCGCCGAUAGCCAAGGUGUACGAGUUUGAAGAUGCAGACAAGGCGAUCAAGGCGGCAGCCAGUCUCACAGUUUUGGGGAAGCUGGUGGUGAAAGUAUAA